Molecule: messenger RNA, 240 nt
Organism: Brugia malayi
Lineage: Eukaryota; Metazoa; Nematoda; Chromadorea; Rhabditida; Onchocercidae
Exons: 2
Coding region: 1-240 (79 amino acids)
Source: RefSeq, a predicted model, not a curated record
AUGAAUGUGAAAAAGUCUGAUACAAGCGUUCCGGAUUGUCAACCGUGUCGUCUUGUUGGUACCGGAUUGUUUCUUUUUGUUGCUACCUAUAUAUGGUACCAUACACGAAAUGGUAUUUAUAAUAAUGGUUUCAUUUAUAAAAAGUUACCAUUACGUCUUAUUGCUAUUGGAUCACUGUAUAUGUCAUUUGCGCGCUUCAUUUAUCUUCCGCCAUUCAAACAUCUUGCGCCCGAGAAGUGA